ACACUACCAAACACUACCAAACACUACCAAACACUACCAAACACUACCAACUAAACACAAACACUACCAACCAAACACUACUAACCAAACCAACUCGAUGCAAACACUCAAUAUCCUAACCUAUUCGGGCUUUAGUCCUCCCCCGACUGACAAACUCCUAAUUUCACAUAUCUUCCUCCCAGAUCCCCCCUCUAGAAAAACAGACGAUUUGUUCUCAUACUUCUUCAUCGUCGACUUUCUUUCUCUCCUCCCGUCGUCGCUCUCCUAAUCCUCGCCUCAACCUCCCCUUCAGAAGACGGUCCCCCUUUCGAUUCUCAUCCCGCGUCCCAACUUUCCGUUCCAGGUCGCACCAGACCGCACCCAACCCCAACGUUUCGCUGUUUUCACUUAUAAACGAGCAACUAUGAGUCUUCAUAAGGGCGAGACUGGCGAGACCCAGCUCGAGCACAACGCCGACCACGCCAAUGUCGAGAAGCCCAAGCGAGGCCGCUUGGGUGCUCUCAUCAGGAAGUACUGGUGGGCGCUCUUGAUCGUGUUUGCCAUCGUCGCGCUCGUUAUCAUUCUUCCUCUCGUCCUCGUCGGGUUCCCCCGCAUCAUCCAGGACAAGGUCAACAAGUCCACCCUGACCAUCGACGGCAUCGCCGUCACCAACACCAAGACGAACACCGUCCAGAUCUCCAUCAACUCCACCGUGUCCAGCUCCAACUCCAUCUCCGCCGUCAUCGACGGCUUCGACGCCAUCAUGUACCUCGAGGACAAGCUCCCGCACACCCCCAUCAUGACCCUGCGCAUGCCCGAGACCAAGACCGGCCUGGCCAUCGUCAACGUCACCCAGGAGAUCAACGGCACCGCCAACCAGCCCUUCAUCGACUUCAACUCGUGGUACCUCUGGAACUCGUCCCUCGCCGUGACCAUCGAGGGCGAGACGUUCGUGCACGUCAAGGGCCUCAAGGCCGCCAAGGUCUCCUUCAAGAAGACUGUCACCCUCACCGGCAUCAACGGCUUCAAGGGCCUCGAGGUCACCAAGGCCAACAUCGCCCUCAUCCCCGACUCCCGCGGCGACAACUUCAACGGCUACGCCAGCAUCCCCAACCCCUCCGUCCUGACCUUCGAGGUCGGCAACGCCACCUUCGCAAACUACUUUGAGAAGGCGAAGAUCGGAACCCUCUACAUCGACGACAUGUACAUCCGCCCGGGAAUCAACAACGUUUCCGUCCGCGCAAACAUCUCCCAGGUCCCUAUCAUCGAAGCACUCGGCAAGAAGCCGUACUGCACGGAUGGUGUCCUCCCCUUCGACCUCAUGGGCGAGAGCGUCAUCAACCACGGCCAGCCGCUGCCUUACUUCGCCGAGUCGCUCGCGCUGCACGCUCAGUCCACCUCGAUUGGUGUCGGAGAGGCGCUUCUCGAGUCCACCAAGACUAAGCUGUACAGCUGCCCUGCUUAAAUAUGCGAGUGCGCUGAGUUGAGUUGGGGAGAUGGUCGUGGUUGUUUUGUCAUGUCACGAAUAUGCGCUUGGGUCUUACUUUCAAGUUUGUUUAAUAUCGGGAUGUCUUUGUUGCAGUGCUGCCGUGGGGGGAGAGAGGAGGGGACUGUAGAUAGGAUUGAUAGGAUG
This is a messenger RNA of Pseudogymnoascus destructans, 1612 nucleotides long. RefSeq lists its product as uncharacterized. The transcript has 2 exons. NCBI's taxonomy places the organism in Eukaryota, Fungi, Ascomycota, Leotiomycetes, Thelebolales, Thelebolaceae. The coding region runs from base 404 to 1444 and encodes 346 amino acids. Gene Ontology annotation, cellular component: fungal-type vacuole membrane. The record is from RefSeq and is a predicted model, not a curated record.